This is a messenger RNA of Eupeodes corollae, 1048 nucleotides long. It is a transcript of the gene Ddrgk1, whose product is annotated as DDRGK domain-containing protein 1. The transcript is spliced from 2 exons. Bases 88 to 954 code for a protein of 288 amino acids. Lineage: Eukaryota; Metazoa; Arthropoda; Insecta; Diptera; Syrphidae. The record is from RefSeq and is a predicted model, not a curated record.
UCCACCUUUCCAAAUUUUGUUGACGUUUCAAAUGAAUUAUUUUGCAUUUUAAGUAGAAGCGUAAAUUAUUUUUAAAUACACAUUAAAAUGGAUCUUAUUUUGUUAAUUGGAAUUGCCAUUGCUCUCUUAGUUGUCAUAAUAACUAUUUAUUUCUUACAGAAGAAGUCAAACAAAACAGACGAUCAGCCAAAACAACAGCAUCAAAGAGGAACUCCCGUUCGUGCAGCUGAAGGAGUCCCACGGCGUGCUCAAAUAGCUCGCAAUCAGCGAAAUCGUCUCCGUAACAAUGCAGCAACAAAUGCUGCUGAGGCCAACGAUGAAAUCGAAGAAGACGCAGAAGUACCAUCAACUAGUCCUGAUUUUUCGGAAGAAAAAAUGGGAGCUAAAAAACGUGCCAAGCUCGAAGCGAAGGCAGAUAAGCGAGCUCAACGUGAACACGAAUUGAAAGCCAAAGAAGAAAGGAAGGCUCGUGAGGAAAAAUUGGAAGAGGAGAGAAAGAAGCUUGAAGAAAAAGAAGCAGAAGCUGAACGAAAGGCAGCUGAGGCAGAACGGCUGGCCCGUGAAGCAAGGGAACGCAAAGAACACGAAGAAUAUUUGAAAAUGAAAGCAGCUUUUAGCGUUGAAGAGGAGGGUUUCGAGGAAGAAGAUGAAAGCGCAAAAGAAAACUUGCUACAAGAAUUUAUUCAGUACAUAAAAGACAACAAAGUUGUGGUCCUCGAAGACUUGGCAGCACAUUUCAAGCUCAAGACACAGCAAGUCAUCGAUAGAAUAACUGAACUCCAAGCAAACGAUACCCUAACAGGUGUAAUUGACGACCGAGGUAAAUUUAUUUAUAUCUCUGAAGAAGAACUUUUAGCUGUGGCCAAGUUCAUCAAGCAAAGAGGUCGAGUGUCAAUAGCUGAGUUGGCAGAGGCCAGCAAUACUCUAAUAACUUUGACUCCAGUUAGUAAAUAAAGAAUUUGGUUCUGUUACAAAAGUUGUUUUCAUAAAAAAAUGUUACACAUUUAUGUAUUGUAAAUAUAUGUAAAAAAAAUAACAGUAGAUAAAA